UACUACAUUGACACAGUAACGUUAAACAGGAGACAUUUUGGUGUUGUAAAGGAAGGAGGCUUCUUGUGCGGGUAAAAUAAAACACGUUAACCGGGAUGGAGAGACUUUAACGUGGGAGUUUGUGAGUGUACGUGCAGUGUAACGUCGCCAUGAUGUCGCUGACUGCUCACACGUCACAUUCAGAGCUGAGCGACAUUAAAGAUAUGUGUAUUUCCUUGUCGCCUCGGCAGUAGCACCGCAGUAUAAACAGCCUCCAUAUGUCACGGUGAAGUAUGGACGGGUGGAGUCCAAUCGUCGCUACAGCCUCGGACAAUGAGCGCUCCAGCUCCGAGGGGGAGUACAUGGUGGAGCCCGGAGCCGAGGAUGAGCCCCGGGAGGCGGCGGACAGAGAGCAGCGGGGCAACAUGGAGAGGAUGGACCCCGGGGGGACCGCUGCUGUCGGGUUCGGGAUCAGUGGGACCGGGGAGGGUAAGGUGGUGUUAGGUCGGGUCGGACAGAGAGACGAUAAAGAGCUCAGGUACCUGCACCUGCUGUGGGAGCCGGGACGAGCCGAGCUGGGAGCCGGUGGGGUGACCAGUAAGACGGGGAAGGUGAUGGGGAGCAGGACCAGGAGGCACCACAGAGCCCUGCGGAACCUCGGUCCUCUGGGGAAAGAUAUCUAUGCUGUGAAGAGACUGAGGGAAGCAGCAAACAGCAAUGACAUCGACACAGUUCGAAAGCUCCUGCAAGACGACAUCGACCCCUGUGCAGCAGAUGACAAGGGAAGGACAGACCUGCAUUUCUCCUCCUGCAACGGCAACGAAAGCAUUGGUAGGUUGAUGAUUAGUGUCAGGACAGUGUCAGAGGAAGUCAUGUAUGAUGCAGCAGGAUGUAGUGAUGGGUGGAGUGAUUCUUCUCACAGUAUCAGUUCUUCGAGUUGAUUCAUGGAAAUGUAUCAAACACCUCAGGUUUUAAUACUUGUUGUAAAAUAUGGCAUCAGUUUAUCUGUGAUGCUCCAUUAUAGUAUGCACGUUGGCCAGCUAGUGCUGCCCACCCCACAAAACUUCUCUUUAAUGCAUUACCAGUCAUCAUGUUUAAGUUUCCAUUUAUAAAGAUGAAUUAUUCAUUUGAAUGCAGCGAUUUAGCAUCCUGCUUGUAUGCAGGUAGGCUUGACUGUAAGCUCAAUACGAUGUUACAGAAAUGUCACUGACCAACGAUCUGUUGUUCUUUGAGGGGAAAGUUACCUCUGCAGCUUUGUGCUGCUUUCAUGUGGUGUUGGAAUAAUCUGAAAAAUUAGUGCCGAUCACAUUUAAUGGCGCACUUGAUCCGAGUCCUUUGCUUUUCGUUAUCAACAUGUUGUAUAAACGCUCUAAGCAAUGAAAAACAACGUACAUCUUCUUUGUAGCGUCCAUGUUGGUUCCACAUUACAACUUAAAGCUCAUGAACACACUGACGUAAAGAACGACCAUCCAAGGAACAUGUGAAUUCACCAUCGCCCUUGACUUGAGUCCAAGUUAAUCGGUCUUAGCUUGUUCUUUCAGUGCCGUUGCUGAAUUGCUUUCCACUCUGAGAAAAUGGUUAAUUCUGGUUCAUUCAGUCAGUGUAGCUGUCAGGCUGUCUGUACUCGAGUCCUAUUCAGUCAGUUCUCAUUGACUCAUCAUAGCAGGUAGUGUGAGCAAUACCCUAUCAUAAAAGCGAGUGGGCAGGUGAGAAAAGUUGGGGAUUCAUGAGCACUCGGCUGUUUGACAGACAGAUCUGGUACAUACCGGACACUAGGGGCGGGGUAGACAUUCAUUUCUUAGAUGCAUCACAGUGCGGACGUAAGCAAUUUGGCAUCAGUUUACAAAUGUCACUAAUAAAUUAUCUAAAUGUUUGUUAAUAAUUUGAUGUUGACGGAACAAAAGAGGCAGAACUCGAGUGAGCAGUGCAGCACCCAGACAGUCUACAGCUUGGGCACGCUUGAGUUAACUUGUAAUUCAUCUUCACAAAACACAGAGGUUGCAAGCAUCUUUUUAUUUAAUGUCGAAAUAAUUACAUCUGCGAGGCGAACAUGAAGUAUAAUGUCAAUACUUUCCUCGGCCAUCACCCAGAGACAAACAUGAACAGAGCGCAUCAGCCUUAACAUAAACAAAAGAGACUAAUUCCAUAAAAUAUAAAGGCUGUGGACCAUUUACUGUUAAUAGUAGUAGUUACUGGAUCCUAUUUCCUCUGAACUAUUGCAUUACACAGAAUCCCACAAAAGGUUAGUUUGUGCAGCUGCAGAAGAAUACACUUUCACUGGUUUAACAGCUCAGGUAUGGAAAUAUUUUGGGUAUAAGGCUAAGGGAAAAGGGACCUGUACAAGAGCCAGAUGGUAGGCAAGUAAAUUCAUCUGUUAAAUUUUUUUUAUAGAUCACUAUAAAUACAGUUUGCUAUGUAUCAAGUAGUCAAAAAUGUUGUUGUAUUGUGAAGCGUCAAUAAUGGCCUAAUCAUCAAAUCGUACCUCUUUGAAUCAAAUGGAACGAAAUUGUGAGGUGCCUGGAGAUUCCCACCACAUACAAAAAAAGAGUUGUUCAAAAAGACUUGUUUGUUUAUUUUUGUCCAUUACAAGCAGGGUGGUUGCAGUUUGAAGAGCAGAGUGCAAGCAAACACGUCCAUCUUGAUGUAGCAUCAUUGAAUGAUACACUGAACGUCUCCAAAUGUGAUGUUCUGUAGCUUUACCCUGUAGUUUUACCACUAUAAAAAAAUAAAAUUAAAAUUAAAUUAGGGAACUAAUCACAGAUGUAUCGU
Messenger RNA from Epinephelus lanceolatus (giant grouper), 2748 nucleotides. The record is from RefSeq and is a predicted model, not a curated record. NCBI's taxonomy places the organism in Eukaryota, Metazoa, Chordata, Actinopteri, Perciformes, Serranidae.